Molecule: messenger RNA, 4832 nt
Organism: Bactrocera oleae (olive fruit fly)
Lineage: Eukaryota; Metazoa; Arthropoda; Insecta; Diptera; Tephritidae
Source: RefSeq, a predicted model, not a curated record
AGUGCCAAGUUGUAAACAUGCGCAUUCGCUAACACAUUCAACUCCCGUUUGGCAAUUGUCCUAUAACAGACUUAUCCACAUUUUCCUACAAGAAGUGUUAAUCUAAAAAAAUGAAAAAUAUAGAAUUAAAUUAUUAUAACCCCUACAAAUUAUGAUAGCAUAAUGUUAAAAUUUAAUGUAAUGUAUGUGCUUUUAAAAAAACCCAAUUACUCACUAAUAUAGGAAAGUUCGGCCAUUUUCGGAAUUUUUUCAGUGCGACAAAAGAUUGCAAGCUAUAUUUUUGUGGGGAAAAAUCAAUUGAGUUAUUUGCAAAUCUUCAUUAACUUUAACCUUGUGCUGUAACUGAAGUAAUGUUUAAAGUAGCAUUUAAGUUUAAAUUUUAUUACACCGUUACCGGAAUUAGUAAUUAAAAUCGUUGUGAAAAGUGUUAAGUUUCUUCAAUAUGUUGCGAAACAACUCGGGAAUCAAACGGGUCGUUAAAGUUUCGAAGUAAAAUUGUACUCACACGAAAAUGAAAAAAUUUACAUUCAAGGGAGUCCUUGAUGGUUUUCGACAAAGCGUGCAACCACAGGUUUACCGACAAGAGCAGGAAAUUCCGGAACAUUUAAAGGCGGAACAUUUUUCACUUAAAAGGACUUUUCGGCACGGAUUUCCCUACUCACCAACUGCAUUCGCUUUUGACCCCGUGCAAAGACUUCUAGCGAUUGGCGAUAAAUCUGGGUUCAUUCGAAUACUUGGACGUCCAGGUGUAGAUGCUCACGCGAAACACGAAGGCGAGUCGGACUGUGCAGUAAUAUUUUUAGAAUUUCUGAUCAAUGAGGGAGCACUUGUAACGGUUACAGCGGAUGACACAUUACAUUUGUGGAGUAUACGGCAGAAAACACCGCAAGUAGUUCAGAGUCUCAAAUUUCAAAGAGAGAGGGUAACAUGCCUUCACUUACCUGUUGGAAGCAAAUGGCUAUAUGUUGGAACAGAAAGGGGCAAUAUUCAUGUGGUACAUGUGGAAACAUUUAGCCUUAGUGGCUACAUAAUAAACUGGAACAAGGCUAUUGAAGUGGUUAGAACUAGUCAUCCUGGUGCUGUGAUUGCGUUAUGUGAUAAUCCCAUAGAUGCAAACAAGCUACUUAUUGCUUUUGAAUGUGGUCUUCUUGUGCUGUGGGACUUAAAAAGUAAAUGUGCGGAAUUUCGUUGGCAAGCUACCGAACCAGUCAAAUCGGUUGCUUGGCACUAUGAAGGCAAAUACUUUGUUUCCUCUCAUACGGAUGGUUCCAUAUGUACAUGGCCAACCAAACCUGUAGUAAAACCUCAAUCGGUUAUUUGCCCUCACGCUAAAGUUUCUAAGGAAGGCACAAUAGAAAAAUGUAAACCUAUUUAUAAAGUUGAUUUAAAAACUUCUCAAAUGAGUGAUACAUUUACAAUAUUUUCUGGUGGAAUGCCCACUGAGAAAAGUUCUAAAUCAAACUGUAUAACUGUUAUGGUUGGGAAAUCAACAACUGUCUUGGAAAUGGAACACGCUGUCGUUGACUUUAUUAUUCUUUGCGAAAAUCCUUGGUUCUGCGAAACCCAAGAGCCCUAUGCGAUAGCAGUACUUCUACAAUAUGACUUAGUUUUAAUAGACUUACUCACGCCCGGUUUUCCAUGUUUUGAAUCGCCUUAUCCUAUGGACUUACAUGAAUCACCUGUUACAUGUUGCACCUAUUUAACUGAUUGUCCUUCGGAUUUGGUUCCUGCUUUUUACUCCGUUGGUCGCACAACAACUAGUAAGAAAACUGGUUUUUCUGAACGAGAGUGGCCAAUUAAUGGCGGGGAAUGGUUUCCCGCAUCGUGCAGUUAUUCGGAAAUCGUAAUCACUGGACAUCAAGAUGGCACAUUAAAAUUUUGGGAUUCGGGAGCAGGAACUCUGCAGAUUCUGUAUAAGUUGAAAACGGCAAAAGUUUUUGAAAAACCGAAAAAUUCACACUCAGAUAGUGGUAACGAUAAUCCAUUUGCCAUACAUCAUAUAUAUCUUUGUUCCGAAUCACGUCGAUUAUGUGUAGCUGGUGCCGUGGGACAAGUUAUGUUGUUUAAAUUUCGAAAAGUCGAAUUAACGUCUGAGGUUAUGGCGUUAGAGAUUUCUAUACUUUAUGAAAACUUCGACGAUAUUUAUGGUACGAGUCCAGAGUGUGAUUUUAUACCACAUCAAGUUCAAAAAACCGAGUCAAGUGAUUCUGAUAAGGCCGACUGUUUGUUGAAAGUAAAAAUGGGCUCACAACGAAAACCCCCCGGGUUUCAAUCGCAAUUAGUUUGUCUGACUACUGGCCCAAACAGAAGAAAUGUCCAAGUCACAUCCUUAUGCAUUAAUUCCAGUUAUGGACUUAUGGCAUAUGGAACUGAAUAUGGGCUUGUUGUUAUUGACAUUGUACAAAAAAUUUGUUUGUUGAGUGUGGCGUGUCCUGACCUGUAUGGCGCUAAUGAUCCUUACUCCAGAAAUCCUAAAAGUCCAAAGAAAAUUGAAAAUAAGGAAGAACAAAGUCGGUCGCCCAGUUCGGAUCAGCUGAACGACACCACUAGUCCUGACAGCCCAUCCAUUGAAUUUAUUCCCGAAACAAAUGAGCCUUUUUCAUCUUACCAAAAUCAGUCAAAUUCAUCGCGACUCACAUCUCCGGAAAAUGAAGGUAUAUCGAUGAAUGUUGUGUCGAAAAGUCCACUUCGUGAGGAAACAACCGUAGCGCCAAAAGAAUUGCAGGACAGAAGAAAGUCGAUGUCAUGGAAAACUUUUAAUCUUAAACGUCAAUUAUCUAAAGUCAAUAUGAAAAUUGGAAUCAAUGUGAAUACAGAAAUCGAUUCCUUGAAAAACAAUUCAGUGUUUUACAUGCAAAAAGAAUCAUCGCCAAUUGAAAGUAGUGGUGAAAGUGUAUCGCCAAAAGACAAAAACAUUAGAAGUGAGAGUAAAGAAUAUACCUGUGAUUUUGGCAGCGAAGCUGAUUCCGAACAACGUGAUUGUGAUGUUCAACAAAUAAGUACUUUCGCUACAAAAAGUGACAUUCAUACAAAUUCACAUCCAAAUGAUGUUGCGACAGAUGACGGUGAUAUUUUUGACAUUACAAAUGAAUUUCAAACAAACAUGAAAAAAGUCGAGUUCGAAAAAGAGACAACUGAGAAUUCCCAAACUUCACGACCUAGUGACUUGCCUCUCUGUGCGACAGGUGAUACUAAUCAGGGAGAUACCAUGUGCGCUAAAACAGCGCGACAAAAUUUUAAAGAGAAGCAAAGGGAUCAGCGUCUACUAUCAGUUCCGAAUAUUAAAUAUCAAACCAGAGAUAUUCGAGCAAGGACAAAUAAAAUUGAUUCCUCGCCGUCUCUAAGCGGAAAUGUUUCAAAAAAGAUAUAUAAAUUGGACGGCUCCUUUUCAAGAUCCAGAUCAUCAUCUAUGUCGAGCAUUGAUAUGUCUUCCUCUGAAUCUGUUACAAGUUUAGCUUUUAUUGAAAGUUAUGGAAAGAAAAGUGAUAAUUUAACACUCGUUCCUACACUUUGGAUCGGAACUAGUUUCGGUUCUAUUUUAACUCUUCUGAUAUCUCUACCUGAGAGAGAGUCACGAAAAACACAACCUGUGUUAGUGACAAUUAAUGGCCCGCUGGUGCGAUUAAAGGGUUCAAUUACAUCAAUGUCAUUUUUAGACUCAUUUGGUUCUUUAAUUCCUUAUUCAUUUGAAGCUUGGCGUGAUGAUGGAAAAAAGGACCGCACCCCAACAAAAAGUAGUAAUAAAACGAGCCCAACUUUUACACCAACAACUGCCAACACAAUAUCAAAUACUCCGGGUGGAAAUGUUUAUAGCAGCAGCAGUAAUGCCAGCAGUAGCGGAAUAAGUGGAAGCCUUAGCACUGGGCUAGAUUCUUUAACAGAUAGACAAUAUAUAGUAAUCACAAGUGAAAAGCAAACAAAAGUCUUCGAUAUUGCAAAUCAAAGUUGUAUUUAUCGCAUUAAUUUAUCAGAAAUGGAUUUUGCAGUCAAAGCGGAAACUAUUUCAAUGAAAGAUGGUUCUUGCUUAGCGACGUAUCUAUCCAAUGGACAUUUGAUGGUUCAUAGUCUUCCUAGUCUAAGAUUACUAAUGGAUACCGAUUUUUUACCCUUGAUGGAAUUAAGUUUUCAAACAAAGUGCAAGCAAGGAAUUGUGGAUCCAAUGCUGUCUAUUUGGGGUCAGCAAAUCAUUGUACACGAAGACACAACUCAAAUUUCAAAGAUAUUUUGCUUUAGUCACAAAGGGCAUGGAUUGUACAUGGCAACACCCACCGAAAUUCAGAAAUUCACAAUAUCAUCAGAAUUCUGUCAAUUUAUUUUGGAGAUGAUGGGUGAAUUAUACACGUCGCAUGAAAUGCCUGAGCAACCGAAGGAGAGCUUUUUUAAAGGCUUAUUUGGAGGAGGAGCGAAAAGUUUGGAUAGAGAAGAACUUUUUGGCGAACAAAGUGGGAAAGCAAAUAGAUCAGUUGCCAAACAUAUACCUGGUCCAAAUUUGGAUCAAUUAGGACAGCGAGCUUCUACUGCAGCCUCUGAGAUAAGUAGAGCGCAUCAGUUGGCAAUGGAAAGAGGCGAGAAGCUGAACUUACUGGAGGAGAGGGCGGAACGCAUGGCCAACACAGCUCAAGACUUCAGUGGAACAGCACAUCAAUUAAUGCUUAAAUAUAAAGAUAAAAAAUGGUAUCAGUUGUAAAAAUCUAUUUUAAGAUCUAAUUCUACCACAGUUAUUGUAAUAUUGCUUUUAUAACACUUUCUACUACAUCAUGUACACUUAUUUAAUUUCUGUUUUCAAAUAGUAAUGUUAUUUAUAAACUGUUUUUAAUAAAAAUUUAGACAAA